This is a messenger RNA of Oryza brachyantha (malo sina), 2191 nucleotides long. RefSeq names its product mitochondrial carrier protein CoAc1. Lineage: Eukaryota; Viridiplantae; Streptophyta; Magnoliopsida; Poales; Poaceae. The coding region runs from base 786 to 1808 and encodes 340 amino acids. The transcript is spliced from 7 exons. Gene Ontology annotation, biological process: transmembrane transport. The record is from RefSeq and is a predicted model, not a curated record.
CAAAAAAAAUCCUUUGCAUUUGAUGAGUAUUCCUCCCCCCGUUCCUCGCCGCCGCGAUUUGGAUGCGAGGGAGCUCGCCGCAGAGGCCGAGCCUUCUCUCCGGUCCCCGCCGCGGAAAGGCGCCGCCUUUCGCCUCCCGCCGCCGGGGAUAGGGCGCCGAUGGGCUAGUGGGCCCGCCCUCUCCCUGCGAUCGCCGGCGGCGGCUGCGGGAUCCGCUGCCCGUGCCCUGUCGCUGCUGUAGGCAUCUUCCGGCCCCUUCCCGCUGCUUCUUGAAGAAGCGCCGCCGCGAAGAUCGCGCCUUUGGCUGGUUACUAUCUGGAUCGGGUUUUCUGUUGAUGCAAGUGAAGCGCUGUACAGUUCUUUCUUCCUUUUUUUUUUUUCUGCUGAUGAUCCGAAGUGUUAAUUUGGGAGGAGGUGAAUCCUGCUACAGCUUAUGCUAGAACUAUCUCCGAUUUAGUGUACCUUUGGGGGAGGGGGAGUGAAGAGAUUGGAUUCUGUUUUGCGUUUCCUCUUCGGUGAUUAGCACCCUAACACCGUGCAGGAUUCUAGCUUAUCCAAGAUUUAACCUAUUCGUGCGCCGUUAGCGCAAGUGGUUAGCAAGCAACGUAAAGGUCUGCGAUUUGGUUUUCGAUUUGGAUUGCCGAUUACGGGGGCAUAUCCUAUUGGGAGAUUCCGGCUUGUAAAGAUAUCCUUUGCCCCUGAGUUGAUUUAAUGUUAAUGUUAGUGGUGGUGGGGAGGGCAGAUAAUACGCAUUCUGAUCUGCCUGUCAAGUUGGGGAGGCAGAGAUGGGUUCAUCGCAGGAAUCCACUUUCUCCUCUGCCUCGACGGCCGCGCAAGUGAAUGCCUGCGCUUUGGACCUGCUCCCAGUCUAUGCCAAGGAGCUUAUUGCCGGGGGUGCGGCUGGUGCAUUUGCAAAGACUGCGGUAGCGCCACUGGAGAGGGUCAAGAUCUUACUGCAGACGAGGACUCAAGGGUUUCAAUCCCUUGGUAUCCUGCAAUCCUUGAGGAAGCUGUGGCAGUAUGAGGGAGUUCGAGGAUUCUACAAAGGGAAUGGCGCGAGUGUGCUUCGGAUUGUUCCAUAUGCGGCAUUGCAUUACAUGACAUACGAACAGUAUCGGUGUUGGAUAUUGAAUAAUUAUGCUCCAUCAGUGGGUACAGGGCCUGUGGUUGAUCUAUUGGCUGGCUCGGCUGCAGGUGGGACUGCAGUUCUAUGUACUUACCCAUUAGACCUUGCUAGGACAAAGCUGGCAUAUCAGGUUUCAAAUGUGGGUCAACCUGGCAAUGUGUUGGGAAAUUCUGGUCGACAACCAACAUAUGGUGGUAUCAAGGAUGUUUUCAAAACUGUUUACAAGGAAGGAGGCGCACGAGCUCUAUACCGUGGAGUAGGUCCAACUCUGAUCGGUAUCCUACCAUAUGCUGGCCUAAAAUUCUAUAUAUAUGAAGACCUGAAAUCUCGAGUUCCAGAAGAUUACAAGAGAUCUGUUGUAUUGAAGCUUUCUUGUGGUGCUUUAGCUGGUCUUUUUGGGCAAACCCUCACUUAUCCACUGGAUGUUGUCCGAAGACAGAUGCAGGUUCAGAGUAAGCAACCUCAUAAUGCAAAUGGUGCCUUCCGUAUAAGAGGGACAUUUCAGGGCCUAGCACUCAUUAUUAGGUGCCAGGGGUGGAGGCAACUCUUCGCUGGCUUAAGUCUUAACUAUGUGAAGGUCGUCCCUUCGGUUGCUAUUGGUUUCACAACAUAUGACAUGAUGAAGAAUUUGCUGAGAGUGCCACCCCGAGAGAGACUUUACCAAUCAUCCGGUAACGCAUGAAACGUCUCACUGGACUAUUUGUGUCGUGACGGAUGAACUUAAUAAACUCCACUCGGUGGCAUUGUAUUUUUAACCGUAAAUUCUAUCGCUAUGUUGCAUUGGAUGGAUAUAAUUCAGUAAUUAACUGUUGCAUUUGUAAGAAUGAUGGUCAGCUGAGUUACUCUAGACUUGGAUAAGGUUGUGUAUAUUGGAUGUGCUGCCUGUAUGCUUCAAUUUGAUCAGAUAUUGAACCUAAGACUGCCCUACCUGAGUUGUACAUAUACUAGUACAGUAUUAACCGUAAUUAGAUAUUUCUUUUAUGUAUUUCUUCUACUUAUACAUAAAUCAUUGCUUGAAUGAUAUUUUGGAAGCAGAGCUCAUGAAAGAUGAAAAGGAGAACUCCA